AUAGACAAUCGUUUAAGAGGUAUCAAUGAGACAACGAAUUCUGCCAUUAUGACCUCAGUUUAUUUGCAGCAAUUUUAUUACCUUCUCCUUUACCCAAAUUUGGGAUGGAUUCUUAUCAAUACAAUUUGCGCAUUGCUUGCAUUAGUGGUAAAAAUUGCUAUUCGUGUCACUGUUGGACCAGUGAGCGCUCAGGAAUCAGCAGUGCUGGGUGACCGUGUAGGUAAUUUUCUAGUCUACAAAGCGGUAUUUUUAUUUGGCGUACUGAACAGUGUCGAGUACGAAGAGGCCGUCGCUUGGAUUCUGUGGUUUGCUUCGUUGGCUGCUGUAGCCGCACUUCAGAGCAUCCUCACGUACAGACUCAAAUAUUUAAUGUCUUCAUUUCCACCGCGUAAAGUGCUGCUCCGUAUAAUGGCUCUAUCGAUUGUGCUGCUGGUGGUUUCCGUUGCAUUCGUUUCGUUUGCAUUCAGCACAUUUCGGUUAUUUUCACUCAGUAUUGCUCUGUUCAUCCUUGCUGAUACCAUCAUCAUUGAUAUUGCAGUCGCCCUGAUGUGUUUAUCGGUUCAUGCGAAUAUCUUUCUUCUGGUACAGACAAUUCAGAACAAGCCAAGUUUGUUUCAGGCCAUCAAACCACUGCUGGGAAGUAUUUAUUUGGUCUUGAAAUGCGCCGCUCUUCUCGACAAUGCCCCAGUUUACUUUUCAUCACUUGAAGCAUUUACCGAAAAAACCGAUGUUGGUAGCGACAGAAACUGCUUGGAGCUCUGCAAAAAACGCAUUUUCGCACGGGCAGCCCGUGCGUUGGCCAAGUAUUGUUAUCGCUCAUGA
This is a messenger RNA of Gongylonema pulchrum, 822 nucleotides long. The record is from the annotation of a GenBank genome assembly. Lineage: Eukaryota; Metazoa; Nematoda; Chromadorea; Rhabditida; Gongylonematidae.